Molecule: messenger RNA, 885 nt
Organism: Acaulospora colombiana
Lineage: Eukaryota; Fungi; Glomeromycota; Glomeromycetes; Diversisporales; Acaulosporaceae
Source: the annotation of a GenBank genome assembly
AUGAACUACAAAUCUUUAAAUCGCAAUGCUCCUCAACGUCCUCAACCUAUCAGGCCUCCUCAGCGCCCUACUGCUUAUCAGCAGCCCCGGCCAACUUCUGGGCUAGCGCUACCCCCUAUUACCCCACAGAGUCUGGCCCAGGCGGCUCAACCCCAGUCUCAUUCGAAUUCAACCCCCUUGACGCUCCCUUCUCUUGCUCUUCCGCCCCAUCCAACUUCAUCGACUUCUAAUGCACCAGCCCAGCCAGCACCUGUAGCUACGGAAGCUCAGAGUCAACAAAUUCAGAUCCAAACGCAGGUUCAACCGGCUCCUGGUCAAGAACUGUCCUUAGAACAGCAAUAUAUUACUAAUGUAGAAGGAAUUGUACCUACCUUACAUAUAAUCCAAAGGUCUGUCUCUGGCUGGACUUCGUGUUCCUUCCAGUGCUUACCGUAUCUUGAAAAACAGCGUUUUGCUGCUGUAAUCAUGCGAAUUCGUGAACCAAAGACGACAGCGCUCAUUUUUGCGUCUGGAAAAAUGGUAGUCACGGGAGCGAAAUCGGAGGACGAUUCUCGCCUUGCGUCUCGCAAAUACGCUCGUAUCAUCCAAAAGCUCGGGUUCGAUGCCAAGUUCACCGAAUUCAAGAUUCAAAACAUCGUCGGCUCGUGCGAUGUCAAGUUCCCUAUCCGCUUGGAAGGUCUUCACUAUGGUCACGGAAAUUUCUCCAGCUAUGAGCCUGAGUUAUUCCCUGGCCUCAUCUACAGGAUGUUCAAGCCAAAAGUUGUAUUACUUAUAUUCGUAUCCGGUAAAAUUGUACUCACUGGAGCCAAGGUAUGCGCUUUACCUUUCGUCAAUCCGAAUUCUAACGUGUAUCAGGUUCGCGAGGAAAUCUAUACCGCCUUCAAC